CCGUGUGGGGGGCAACGCUAUUGGCGGAGGGGGAACAAGAAACGAGCCACGACGCGGUCAAGAGUUGUUGUACCCUUGCCUCUAUGUACAUCAUGAUGGAGAGGUUGUGCGACUGCAGGGUUCCACUUGACACGAUGAUGUUGGAGGGGGAGUGGGCACGACUUCCAUGGGAGAGGAGGCUGCUCAGGCAGGCUGGUUGAGUGCGCACGGAGGUGCGAUGCGGGCUGUUUUGGGAGGAGAUGGAUGAUCUCAUCGACGUCUUCACCCCGGUCGUGCAGUUGGUGAGGAUGUUGGAUCAAGGGGGUUUAGUGAUCUCGUGCAUCCUCCAGUGGGUGACCCAGUUGGCCGAGGAGAUUCAGAAGUUGGAGUUGGCGAGACCUCGCCUAGUUGGCAUACUGCAGGAUUGUUACACCCGGGCAUGCCAUCUGUCAGAGCCCGCCCAUGCUGCUGCCCAUCUUCUCAAUCUGAAGACUCUGAGGCGGAACUUCAUUUAUUUCCAGUCUCCGGAUCGCAGCGACCAACAGAAGAAGGUGGAUGAGAUGACACUGGUGUACAUCUACACGCAGAUGGACUUCAACCGACGGGGAGAGAGGUAUAGGUUGCUUUGUGCCAUUGCCACACGUCUGAUUUACACGUGGGUCUGUGCCUCACCUGCGGAGAGGAACUCGGCGUUGCACGAGCGUAUCCACGAGAAGCGCCGCAACAGGUUGGACUUCACGAAGCUGACUGACAUGGUGGAGAUGUGCGCAAACAAGAAGCUCCUGGCAUGUAGACAAAGGAGGAGGGGACUUGUCUUGUCGAGAGGUGAUCUCGAGGAGGUGUUGGACGACGUCCCGGAGCCGCGCAGAUCAGGUACUCUACCGCCGGGGUCAUUGACGGACGAGGAGAUCAGGCGCGAGGUGCGCAAGAUGCAGUGUGCCUCGAUGGUCCGCCACCCCUCUUUGGUUGAGACUGUGUUUGGUCGUCGUGAAGCUCAUAUCGAGUUGUAUGACAAGGAGAUCGAGUAUGAGCCACCCACGGACCCACAAACAGCGGACGAGAUGGAGUUCGAGGUGUGGACGGCCCCCGAGGACCUGGAGCAGGGAGGCAUUGACACACCUGAAGCUGGUGAGGACUCCGAUGGGGAGAGUGAUCAUGGGGCUGACAGUGAAAUGCGGUCACGGGAUCGACAGAGCCUUUGCGAGCCCGCUCGCCUGAGCCCUCCUUUGACGAGGGGAAGGACUCUUACGUUAGAGCAGGACACGACAAGGGCGAGCGAGAUGGGGUGUACUGUGGAGGAGGUCAUUGCCGCCCGAUUAGCAGCAGAGUGUACACAUGGUGGUCCUGCAGAUGCUGCAAAUGGUGGAGAACUCCGCGUGGAGGGACAUGAGGUCGAUCGUGUGGAUGGGAAGGAGGAGGACAUGAGGGUGACAUAUGUGGCCAUGGCGACACGCGACUCCCCAUUGUUGAUGAAGGGGACGGGGCCGACGAGGGUUAUCGAGCCGGGAGGGGUGUCGUGGGGAGCAGGGUCAGUUGUUGCGGGGACACGAUGGCAUGUGCAGGGGCGGUCGCCAAGACGCUAUGAUGCGGGGAGACACCAUCAGUCCUCGCAACUUGACCCGGCUGUACGCGCCCAGAUUGCUGAGCAGGGUAAGAGUGUCGCGGUUAUGAAGGAGAAGAUUGACGCCGAUCGCGCGAGGAAAGAAGAGAAGAUUAUGAGGAAGCAAGCGAAGGAGGAAGCCAAACGGCUUGAGGAAGAGACGAAGAGACUGGAGGAGGAAGAAAGGCGGAGACGGGAAAGGAAAGCGCAACGGAAGAAAGAGAAGAUACGCAAGGAAGCGGAAUUCCGAGCGGAGAUGAGGAAGGAUAUGAGUACCCAGUUGGCGAUUCAGAUGAGCGAGAUGCAGAAAAGGUACUUCCGCUCUUGGCAACCAGCUGGAGGGACACCUAUCGGAGAAUUGAGUGCUAAGACGAGGAAACUCUGUCUAUCUGAAAAGAGAAAACAUGGACCCGAACCAGUGUUUGAGGAUAGUCCUCCCAUGGAGCAGCAUCGAAAGUGGACACCGGAGCGAGGCAUUAUGAAACUGGUGCAGCUAACGGCAAGAAUGACACGCGCCAGGACCAAGAAGAAUGCUGGUCUAUCACCGAUAUCUCCGAAGAAGCGGACUCCGGUCAAGACACCACUAUCGAGGAAGAAGACUAGGACUUCAGCAAAGAAGUUAUCACCUGGUAUGCAACCGAUUCCGACGACCAAGGGAGCACUGACACGCUUACGUUACCUGAAUGCUGAGUUGAAGAGACUCAAGGAUUUUGAUGCAACGGAACUGCAGCGCAUCUGCAAGGAAGAAGGGAUUCACUAUGACAAGAAGGUCGACGCAAUCUUUGAAAUUCUCGAGCACAGGACCGAGUUGGCACUAGGCAAGGAGGAGACGCAGGAGGCUGACGUCAUCCAGAUUAUUGGAUCCGAGGUGGUUGAGGACAAGCCGAGGAGAAAACGAAGGGAAACGACUAAGUCUUUUGAUUAUCUCGGGGUUGUGGUCAAUCUGCAGGUGUUUGGCCAGUUUACGCUGUAAAUCCACCUGCGUGGAUCGUAAAGUCGAUAGACUUUUCAGACUUGUUGUUGUGGUAUUGGCCUUGCAUGGUGAGUUACGAUGGGCGAGUAAAUUCGUAGACUGUUG
Molecule: messenger RNA, 2657 nt
Organism: Chara braunii
Lineage: Eukaryota; Viridiplantae; Streptophyta; Charophyceae; Charales; Characeae
Source: the annotation of a GenBank genome assembly